AGUAUGACAUAUUGUUGACGGUAGCGCGUGACGUUUGUCAUUGUAGUUGCGAGUCAGUAGCCCGGACACUUUCAGUUGCGUUUCACUAGUGUUUAAUGCCCACAUUUCGCGCUGUACUAGGAUCCGAAACGGAGACUGGUUCUCUGACAUCGCUGUUAUUUGGUGAGAUUACAACGUGCUUGCUUAUAAAGUCCACUGGAUCAGUAAGGCCAGUGUUUAGUGACGUUCCAACAACGCUGAGAAUCAAAACACAUUGACAGAGAUGGAGAAGCAUCAGGUGGUUCCCGAUGUCAUCGAUCAAGUACCAUGCAACGUUCUUAAGGUCUGUAAAAGUACUAGAUAAAUGUUGCUCAUGGCUCAAACAAGUGACAGGGAUAACAGCGGUAGAAUAUCCCAAUGGUUUCCAGUGCGCGUUGGGAAACAUUUUGACUCCGACGCAAGUGAGGGACCAACCAAAGGUGAGCUGGACGGCUGAACCUGGAGCACUUUAUACACUGGUCAUGGCUGACCUUGAUGCGCCUUGCCGAGAGGAGCCGACUUUGAAAGAAGUGAAGCAUUGGGUCGUGGGUAACAUCGAAAAUGGACAACUGGACAGGGGAGAGACGCUUGUGGGUUAUCGAGGUUCGAGGCCACCAAAAAACAGCGGUCUUCACCGCUACGUAUUCUUGUUAUAUAAGCAAGCUGGGCGAAUUACGUUUGGUGAAACACCAAUACCAAGUAACUCACGGGAAGGAAGGUUCAAAUGGAAGGUACGCGAUUUCGCCCGAAAGCAUUGCCUAGGGGAGCCUGUUGCUGGGAACUUUUACCAGGCUGAAUGGGAACCCUACGUCGACGAGUGGAAGGCCACCGAAGGACUUUAACAUAAAUAGGCUCAAUCUACUCGACAUAUGUCGAGUAAAUUGUAUAAAUGUCGAGAAAGUAACGCAAUAGAAAACCUGUCGUUCGGUUGCUCUCAAAAGAACGUGACUGCUUUGUAAAUUGAAUUGUUGACGUCUACUGCAUCCCCGAUUUCACACAAAGUCAAGUGAAUGCAAGCUGGAUUAACUCAAACACCAUAAGGGUUACCUACCUGUCAGAUAUCUAUAUCAUAAAGAACUGUCGAAAUGUUAAAAAAACUAUAAAUAUAUAUUUGAGAUGUUAUUUUUUUAUUGAAAGUCACGACAAAUAUAUCAAUCUUGUAUCCUGCUCCUA
This is a messenger RNA of Varroa destructor (honeybee mite), 1191 nucleotides long. Its product is annotated as protein D3-like. The record is from RefSeq and is a predicted model, not a curated record. Lineage: Eukaryota; Metazoa; Arthropoda; Arachnida; Mesostigmata; Varroidae.